This is a messenger RNA of Folsomia candida, 4220 nucleotides long. Its product is annotated as cytochrome b5 domain-containing protein 1. The transcript is spliced from 9 exons. NCBI's taxonomy places the organism in Eukaryota, Metazoa, Arthropoda, Collembola, Entomobryomorpha, Isotomidae. The record is from RefSeq and is a predicted model, not a curated record. Bases 3652 to 4098 code for a protein of 148 amino acids.
UUUGUUCUUUUCUCCUCACCGAAGAAGAAAACUGCCUCUAGUAAAACAAAAAUUGAUAUCGAAGCGUUGGUUAUCUUUCUACGAGCCUGUCGAAAAAAAAUUGAAGGAACAUAAAACUUGAAAGAAGGUUUGCUAGGGAAAGGAAGAAACUAAUACUCGGUGAACAAGUACGACGACUGAUUACGCCGAAAUGUUGCUUGAUAAGGAUUUGGGCAGCCUCGAGUGGUGCUAUCCGGAUCGUCCAUUGAUGAUCAAUAGGAAGUACUCGUACAAAUUGCUCAAUAUGCACAGCCCAGACAAUUUUUCAAUCAUUGUGGUGGAUCAGACUUCCGUGGUGAUUCGAAGGCAGAUUAAGGAGGCAAUGGAUCUUCAUUUGCACAACAUUGCCGGUUGUGCACCGGUUGCCUGUCUGAAGGACGGACUUCCUGUAACUGUCAAAUUUGAGGACGGGAAAUUUCACCGAGCAGAGGUCAAUUUAGUUGAAGAGAAGGGCGUGAUUGUGUAUAUUGAUGGAUUCAAGGAGUGGAUAUUUUGAUCUCGGCUGAUUCCAUAUAUCCAACGUCGACUGAAUUUUUGAGACUUCCAAAGCUUUCGUUAAUGUGCCGUCUUGCUCAAGUUGUCCCACUUGAGGAACAGGAAAAGUGGAAAAAGUAUGACUACAAGUCGCUGUUCCAAGGAAAGAAUACAUCAGUGUUCUCAAUUUCUCUAAUUGACUGUAGAGUCUCUGAAGUUUGGCUCACGUGUGACAAGAAGGAUGUUGCCAACAUCAUGUUGGCUUUGAAAUGGUUAUGAAUUUGGGUUUAACCUGAUUUUGUUCCGCAAAGUGCCACCAAUGAUGAAGGGCCACAAAUGCUUGGAAAGUAAGGUUGCCGCGGGUAGUUGCACUACCCGGUUGGGUACUACCCGGCUAAUGUGAGCCGGGUACACUACCCGACUUGGGUACCCGAUCUGGGUACUCGGCCAAUUACCCGACCCGGUCGGGUACCCGGCGUUUUAAUUGGUUUUUAACUAAACAUACACGAACUAUGCAAAUUUUAAUAAGAAGUUAAUGCGACUUAAGUGAAGUAAAUAAUUCAUUUAUGUAUUUCAUUCCCCGUCUGCGCGCCAACCGAGGAGGAUUUGCUCUUGCACGAGCUCUCCUAAAUUUAUUUAUAUUAUAUUAAUUUUAACUAAAUUUAAUUGGUAAUAACAUUAAUUUUAAUUGGCAAUGUGCGAAAAUCGUUCUUUAUCAAGCUGGUCAACUAUUCCAGUCAAAAUUUGUUUAUUAAUUCUUUAUUUUAAUGUGUUUUUUUACAAUCUGAAUUACCACGCGGCCUAUGUCCCUCACUCCUCAGUUGGUUGGGGAAUCAAAAAUUGGUUUGUAUUUCAAAAUUUAGUUGGUUUUUUGUGCAUUUUUCCAACACAAUUUAUAAUUUAAGUAAGUUAUUAAUUAAAAUUUGUCAAUUGGUUAAAUAUUGGAUUAUCUUAUAUGUAUCUAAAUUUUACAAACAUUACUAGUCUUGGUAUGCAACCAACAUAGUCGCGCCAGUAGGUAGCGAGUUAGUUUUGUUUUGUUCAUCUAGUUAAAUUUAUAAUUUGACGUCGUUGACGGUAGUAGUAAUGGCUUAAAUAGGAUGUAAGCUCACGAAAAUAGGCUAGUGUGCUAUGCUAAAUUCAUUUUUGUGCAUUCCCUAGUACUAGUAAAUGAGGAUAAUAAAGGCUAUUAUUAUUAUUAUUAUUAUGUAGCAUGUACUACAAAUUUUAGGGUAAUAUUUGUGCAAUUCUCUGAUGUUAAUUUGAGAAAAAUUAAUUUUUACAUAAGAUGUAGCUAAAAAAAUUCACCAAACAUUAAAGAAUAGAUUAAAAACAAUCAAUAAUUGGUAAGUUAGUAUUAAGAUUAUAGAAUUUCUACAUGAUGUUAACUCCGUAGAUCAGCACAAAUUUGCCCAGCUUUGCAAAUCAUUAGUAUGAGGAGCUGAUAACAACUUUUUUAAAAAUAAUAUUGACGUAAUAUAAAGAAAAAUUAGAUUUCAGCAGUUGCGAUAAAUUAAUGAGUUGAGUUGUAUGGAGAGAGUUAAAGAAACUACUUAAAAAUAAGUCAUAGUAUGCCCCAAAAUGGGAAAAUAAAACUAAGUGGUUACCCAACCGGGUACCCGGCUGGGUAAUUGCAAAUACCCGGCUUCUCUGGGUACCCGGUUUUGGAAAGUUUGGGUAAUUGUAGAUACCCGGCCUCAUCCGGGUACCCGGAUUUUUGGGAAAAAUGGCCGGGUAGCCGGGUAAUUGGGUACCCAACCCGGUACCCGCGGCAACCUUAUUGGAAAGUAUCCUCGAUAUGAUUACAGUGAUUGGAUUGGACAGAAAAUCGGAGUCUUUGAGACAAAGGUUUCAAAAGUGGGAUCGAAUUUCAAAGUUCAUCUUCAGCUUCAUUCAUCUAAUUAAAUAAAUAAAUUGCAUAUGAUCUCCUUCACGCGUAUCUCCGAUUUAUCUAUUUGGAAUUAAACGUCUAAUAUUUAAUCAGCAUGGACAAUAAUGGAAGCUGUUGAUUCUGGAUUGUUGAAGUAUGACUCUACUUCUAAAGACGACGCCAAGGACUUUUCAAAGGAUAUUGGUGAUGCUGUUCUUCUUGCGUAUGGCGAGGACGAAACGAAUUAUUGAGCUACAAUUUUUCAAAAGUGAAGAGUUGGAUGAAUACUUGGUGAAGCUGGUAUACUACGGAGAUUUUGUCAAUGUUCAGGAAAAAAAAGACAUGUUCAAGAUUCCGAAUGAACUGAAUCAGCAACACCCUGCUACUUAAUUGAACUAUUGGCGGACCCAAGCAAAGUUUCUUCAGAUGAAACCACCAAGGUCAAAUUAUUGGAGUUGGUUGUAGAAAAAUCAUUAGUCAUGCAAAUUUCAUGGAUGACGUAGAUUCCUGAGAAAUUCGAAAGUAAAACCUACAGUGCGGAUUCCAUAUAGGCCGAGUCAGGGACAGAGUUCUAAAUUUUUCUUUUUAAAUUAGCCGACAUAAUAUUACCAAACUCCGUGGAUAGUUAAAUGCUUGUUAGAUUUUCUAUUAUUUGGCAUCAAAUCCUUUAACAUCUUGCACUUCCAUAGCGUGUGCUAUCCAGAUGUGGUUUUUAGCCUUCAUAUGGAAAUAACAACCGAUGACCCCCACCGGUCAACCACUGGACCGAUGUCGCCCAUCUUCGAACUCGUUUCCUAACUUUGUCCAAUAUGCAUAUGAUGAAAAUUUCAAGUCAAUCGCUCAACUCGUUCGAGAGUUAUCGAAAGACAGACGGACAUGACAAUUACAUAAGCCCUGGUUCGGGCUAAAAAUUAAUUCUUAAUUCUACUAAUUUAACCAAAUUUUCCUGAUUAGCCUGGAAAACUGGGCCUCAAAGUUCGGCGGCCCGCUGUUCGAAUUCGGCCGUAACGUGGUCAACGAAUUAAUUCGUUGACCACAUUACGGCCGGACCCUAAAAGGAAACGAAUUGAUUCAUCCUGAUGGCGCAUAGUCUCUCCUCAGACGGACGGCUUGUUGGCUGCUCCCUGGCUGAACCGACCUCAAACAGACUUGAAGUACCUUGGUAACGGGUCCCUUGAGAAUGAAUCAAGUCGAGGAAUCACGCAACUUUCUCGUUGGUUGUAAUUUUUUCUGGUCACAGACCAAAGUCGGGUUAAAGCACUACAAUCAUGGCGAGGUCAAAAAAGGAGCUGAAGAAGGAGAGAGCCAAAGAGAGGAACAACUCAGUGACGGGAGUGGAGAAAAAGAAGGUCGAAAAGAAGGUUGUCACUUUUGAACCCUUCGCCAUCCGAAUUAUCAACACUAUCACGUACCAGCAAACAAGGCUCACGAUCACCAAGAAAUUCAAGGUGGCUGACAUUCACGAGGCGUACGCCCCAUUUGAGAGCCACCCAGAAUACUACCUGUGGCAGGACAUGUACGGAAAGAACUUGGAUCUGAAUAGAACGGUGGUGGAGAAUGGACUCGUGGGAGGAGAUGAAACCGUGGAAUUUGAUGGGAUUGGGAAGGAGCCUGUGAUCAUCCUUGUGUUUCGCGACGGCUUUGAAAAUGACAUUCCACCCACGCUCAAUCCUCUCCAACGGAAAGCUGUAACAGGGCUGUGCAGGAACUACUAAACAAUUCCUCCGUUUUUUUCGCAAAAUUUUUGUACAAACGGUUGCAAUCAUUUCUUAAGUCAGAACGUCGCAUUUUACGAAAGAUUCAGCAAAUCUUUCGUAAUAAAUAUAUAAUAAGUAAA